Xenopus laevis (African clawed frog) is the source of this 3099-nucleotide messenger RNA. It is a transcript of the gene prox1.L, whose product is annotated as prospero homeobox 1 L homeolog. Gene Ontology annotation, cellular component: nucleus; cytoplasm. Lineage: Eukaryota; Metazoa; Chordata; Amphibia; Anura; Pipidae. The transcript is spliced from 6 exons. Bases 413 to 2740 code for a protein of 775 amino acids. Gene Ontology annotation, molecular function: DNA-binding transcription factor activity, RNA polymerase II-specific; DNA binding; DNA-binding transcription repressor activity, RNA polymerase II-specific. Gene Ontology annotation, biological process: regulation of DNA-templated transcription; lens fiber cell morphogenesis; embryonic morphogenesis. The record is from RefSeq and is a predicted model, not a curated record.
CGUCCAUUCUUCCUGUUUCCUCCAGCUGUGUCUUAAAGUAAAUCUUGUUGUAGUGCGGAGUCUCAGCUGAGCUCUGCCUGCAGAAAUAAUACAAUCCCAGGCAGGCAAAGGAGAGCCACACACAAAAGGGUCUCUUCUCAUUCUCUGCCUCUUUCUCCCUCUGUGUCUCUCUCUCUCUCUGCCUCCUGCUUCUCUCUGGCACAUUCACACACACUCUUAGUCACUCUCACACACACACACAGUCUCCCUCCCUUGUCAAAUUGUCCUAUUCAUCAGCAGAUAUUCCAGGCUCUGUGUUUUCUGUCUUUCACCGGCAAAGCGGAUCUGUUUCAUUGCUUUCCCUGAGGUCCCAGGAUUCUCGAGCUGUGCCCAGCUGACAAGCUUUUGAAGAUGGCACAAUAACAGUCCAGUGAUGCCUGACCAUGACAGCACAGCCCUCUUAAGCAGGCAGACCAAGAGAAGAAGAGUUGACAUUGGAGUGAAAAGGACAGUGGGGACAGCAUCUGCAUUUUUUGCUAAAGCAAGUGCAACAUUUUUCAGUGCCAUGAAUCCCCAAGGUUCCGAACAGGAUGUUGAGUAUUCAGUAGUGCAACAUGCAGAUGGGGAAAAGUCAAAUGUUCUCCGCAAGCUGCUGAAGAGGGCAAACUCCUAUGAAGAUGCCAUGAUGCCUUUUCCAGGAGCAACCAUCAUUUCCCAGCUGUUGAAAAAUAACAUGAACAAAAAUUGUGGCACAGAGCCCAGUUUCCAAGCCAGUGGCCUUUCUAGCGCCGGCUCAGAAAUACAUCAGGAGGAUGCGUGUAGCAACUCUUCAAGAGACAGCCCCCAAGAGUGUCUUUCCCCGUUUGGCAGGCCUACCAUGAACCAGUAUGAUAUGGAUCGCUUGUGCGAUGAGCACCUGAGAGCAAAACGUGCCCGGGUUGAGAAUAUAAUUAGAGGUAUGAGCCAUUCCCCAAAUGUGGCAUUAAGGGGCAAUGAAAAUGAUAGAGAUGGAGCCCCUCGGUCAAUAAGCCCGAGAGAAAGCUAUAGAGAAAACAAGCGCAAGCAAAAACUGCCUCAGCAGCAGCAACAGAGUUUCCAGGAGCUGGUUUCAGCUAGAAAAGAGCAGAAGAGAGAAGAGCGCCGACAGCUGAAACAGCAGCUGGAGGACAUGCAGAAACAGCUGCGCCAGCUGCAGGAAAAGUUUUACCAGAUCUAUGAUAGCACUGACUCUGAAAACAAUGAAGAUGGCAACCUGUCUGAGGACAGCAUGCAUUCAGAAAUCAUAGAUGCUAGAGCUCAGGAUUCAAUGGGCAGGUCAGAUAACGAGAUGUUUGAUUUAGAUCCUGGUCAGUUUAUUGACCGCGCCCGAGCCCUCAUCAGGGAACACCAAAUAGCAUCAGAUAAUCACCACAAAAAAGAUGCUCCUCCUAAAGAUAAAGAUAAUUUACAUCAUCCUUUUCAACCUGAAGGUAAGCACUUGGCAGAAGCACUAAAGCAAGAACUGAAUGCUGCCAUGGCACAGGUAGUGGACACUGUGGUCAAGGUUUUUUCUGCUAAGCCCAUUCGCCAACUUCCUCAGGUCUUCCCACCCCUCCAGAUUCCUCAGGCAAGAUUUGCAAUCAAUGGGGAACACCACAACUUCCACACUGCCAACCAACGUCUGCAGUGCUUUGGUGAUGUCAUCAUUCCAAAUCCCCUGGACACAUUUAGCAAUGUUCCGAUGCCUAGUUCUACAGACCAAACCGAAGCAUUGCCUUUAGUUGUGCGCAAAAAUUCAAAUGACCAGUCUGCCUCUGGACCACCACCUGGUAGUCACCAUCCUUCACUGCAUCAGUCUCCUCUGUCAGCAGCUGCCAGUUUCUCAUCAUCAUCUUUCCGUCACCCUUUCCCUCUUCCCCUCAUGGCUUACCCAUUUCAAAAUCCCUUGGGUGCUCCCUCAUCAGCUUUUCAAGGAAAAGACAGGUCCUCCCCAGAAUCUCUAGACUUAACUAGAGAAACCACAAGUCUGAGGACCAAGAUGUCAUCUCAUCACAUGAAUCAUCACCCUUGCUCUCCAGCUCAUCCACCAAGCUCAACAGAAGGCCUUUCAUUGUCCUUCAUCAAGUCGGAGUGCGGAGACAUGCAAGAUAUGUCUGAUAUCUCACCUUAUUCGGGAAGUGCAUUAUACAUGCAGGAGGGGCUUUCUCCAAAUCACUUGAAAAAGGCCAAACUCAUGUUUUUCUACACGAGGUAUCCGAGCUCCAACAUGCUGAAAACCUACUUCUCUGAUGUUAAGGGUCGGACUGGGCCGACGGGACCCGGUGGGUCCAGCCACCCCAAACCCGAUCCCCGCCUGCCUUCUGCCAUCGCUCCCUGCUGCCCUCCCCAGAUCACAACAAAAUUCAACAGAUGCAUCACCUCCCAACUCAUCAAGUGGUUUAGCAAUUUCCGCGAGUUUUACUACAUUCAGAUGGAGAAGUAUGCCCGGCAAGCCAUUAAUGAUGGCAUCACCAGCACUGAAGAGCUGUGCAUCACCCGAGAUUGUGAGCUGUACCGAGCUCUGAACAUGCACUACAAUAAAGCCAACGACUUUGAGGUUCCGGAGAGAUUCCUAGAAGUGGCUCAGAUCACGUUACGAGAGUUUUUCAAUGCCAUUAUCGCAGGCAAAGACGUUGAUCCUUCUUGGAAGAAGGCCAUCUACAAGGUCAUCUGCAAGCUGGACAGCGAGGUCCCGGAUAUCUUCCGGUCGCCCAACUGCCUUCAGGAACUUCUUCACGAGUAGAUGAAUUCCGCAGGCUGGAGCUGAAUGUAUGGAAAGUACAUUUCCCAGCACCUCUCACGUGCAGGGUCUACGUGUGCGUGUAAGUGCAGAUGGGAUGUGUACGUGCAUACGAACUGUGCAAUCUCUUUUCUUUUAUUUAAUACCAUUUCUUUUUCCAAGUAGAAAAUUAACUGGAUAUUCUCCCUUGCCCAGAUAACUGGGAGGGGAGAUUCUUUUACAUGUAAAUAUUAUGGGAUAAAAAAAAAAAUCAAUAUUAUUAUUAUUAUUAUUAUUAUAAUUAUUAUCCUUCGGCGAGUUUCCAAUAUGCUUUUCCCUUGUUUUGUAACUGUUGGUAACAUUGAUUAGUGGAUCAGGGGCGG